Physella acuta is the source of this 2319-nucleotide messenger RNA. Its product is annotated as inactive ubiquitin carboxyl-terminal hydrolase MINDY-4B-like. Lineage: Eukaryota; Metazoa; Mollusca; Gastropoda; Physidae. The record is from RefSeq and is a predicted model, not a curated record. Gene Ontology annotation, biological process: protein K48-linked deubiquitination. Gene Ontology annotation, molecular function: cysteine-type deubiquitinase activity; K48-linked deubiquitinase activity.
CAUCUAAUUUAAACCAAAUGUUUUACAGAGGAAAUUAAUGACAACAGGUCCUGAAUGAGCUAUGGGUGAAGACUCCAACUCUUGGCUGACAGAUCGAGAUAAAUUAACAAGACUUUUAAAAUUUUUGGAGAGUGAUGCUACUAUAGGACCUGGUUAUGAAGGCAAAAGGCAGUCAAGUUUUCCUACACAUGGACGGAGAAGCCUUGCUAAUUCUUUGGAUUUGACUGCAAACACUGAACAAAAUGCGACCUUUACCCUUUCACCACCUCUGAUCACCCAGCAUGUUCCAACUUUUUAUGUUGACAAUUGGUCCACUAUAAAAAGAGGAGACACAAUACUUUUUCCAAAUAGUCCAAGAAAAUAUGGUCCAGCAUUAGGAGGUAGUCCCAUAACACUUGAAACAGCAAUAGAAUUGAGAAAAGUUGUUCAUGGAUCUGCCGUCCACUCACUCUCUAAAGAAUGGCUGAAAGCAACACUGGAGUUCUAUUUUUUAGAAAGUGCAUUCCCUUUUGGCAUUCAAACUGCUAAGUGUGGAGCGAGGGGACUAGCUCUGUGUGUUCAAGGUUUUAUGUUAAAACAUUUAAUAUUUGACAGAGAGUACAAAUCUUCUGUUUUAUUUGACGUUGGUGCGUUAAAGCCUAAUGCCUUUGAAAGAAGACGAGCUCUUAUUGGUGCUAUCUGUGAGAUCCUGUGGCAGGCUGGGGACAAGAGAAGAUGCUGUGUUUGCUUGAAGCAGGAGGAGGUUUGCUUUGGGCCAGAUUACAGAUACAGGCCUGAUUCAGUCACAGAGAAGCUUCAGCUUAAUGAGUUCAAGAAGUUUGAAGAUUUACAGAAUUUUAUUAAAAGAAAUCUGGACCAGUUUCAAAUAGCUCAUGGCAAUGGCUGCCUUCUUUUUCUGUACAGUUUAGUUCUAUCCAGAACUAUCCAAAGAGUGCGAGAGGACUUCCAGGUUAGAAGUGAGACCAAAUUAAAACUGCUAACAGACAUGGAGGAGCUGACCCAGAACCUGGUCAACCUGACCCUAACUGGCAGCGCCACGCCUUACCUGCACAACGGGGAGAUUUUGUAUGACGACAGAGGAGCCUUGCUGCCUCAUCCAGUUCAUGGCAUUAGAUCAAGGAGUGGUGUAGGAUUUUUGUUUUGGGACAAGGGAGAAGACCCAGAGAAAAGGACUGAGGUUGGUUCCAUGCUGAAAACCCCAACAAACCCAAUCUGGGUAACCAAAGUCAAUGGCAUAUUUGGCCUACUUUUUAGCCUGAACCCAGAUUUAGUGAGUGACUGGAGGGUUGAAAACAAAUUUACCAUGUGGUAUUAUACAGGCUCAGUGAUGCAAGCUAAACCCACUGUCUUAUCUAUAGAAACAAGAAUUGGGAGACCUAGACCAAAGACUGGCUUUGCUAGACGAGAGGAGGAGAGCAAGAUUCCCCCACUGGAAAACUGUAUCAUGACCAAAUGGUAUGGGGCAGAUGUAAAAUGGAAUGGAUCAGCACCAUUUUUGUAAGACUUCACAAUAGACCAGACUUAAGUAAGGAUGAUUGGUUUUUUGUAAGGCUUCAAUAGAAUCAUGAAAUAUAUUGGCACAAUUUUUGUAAGAUUAAUACAAGACUAGUGUAAAAGGAUCAAGACUUUCUACAGACAAAUAUUUGGAUUCCUCUCUGAUAGUUUUUCUUGUGGUGAGAUGCUUUAACAAUUUUUUUUUAGAAACAUUUCUCAUUGUUAUUGUGGGAUAUUUUUUAGUCUUGUGACUUCUAAGAUGUUUCCACUAAUGUACAUACACUACACUGCUAAAUACAGUAUUCAGCGUGAAACAAUCCAAAUAAGUUCGUCAAUGUUUUAUUGUUAAUUUGUUGAGCAUAAUAUAAGUAUUGUUAUCAUUUUGAAAAAAGAUUAUAAUAUUAGUGUAACAAAUAACAGUAACAUGUUUUCAUGCCAUGACUAUAAAGUGUUAAGUAAUAUUGUAAUGAGCAUCUAAUAUUUAAUUUAAGCAUGCAUUUGUAUGUGUUACAUUUUUAAAAAAAAAUUAUUUAUUUAUAUUUAUAUUUAUUUAUAAAAGUAUCACCUGUUUUAAAAUUUGACUUUGAUAAAUAGAUGUGAUAUUGUUUUUUUUUAAUUUGUAUUUUAUUGUCAAUUCCAUUAGAAUUUUUGAAGUCUUUCACUCAUUUGACUCAGUGUGAUUAAAGUAUGAAAGAUAACUCUAGAAUAUCUAAGUAACAGUAUUAUUUGUUUUGUUGCUUUGUGUUCAUCAUAUGAAUACAUUAUAAGUGGCCAAAAUGCUUUUUUUUCUGAUCUCUAAUAGUGUUUAUUGAUUAUGAUAACAUU